GGCAGAAAUGAGCCAGAGAUGGAUUCGCUUAAAGUGACGCUGCUCAUAUUACACGCCUUCUGCAUGUUGGAACCUGCUGCUACAGAUGUGAGAGACAGUCAUCGGUGUGUGAAUGACUUCAUAUCCACAUUCAAGUGCUCCUUGAGUCGUAUACCAGCCAACUUGACCUUGUCCACUUAUCACUCCUACUGGUUGACUUUCGGGAAGAAAAAUGACUACAGAAGCCCGACGCACGCCUGCAUGCUGUCAAACACCAGCGGAGGUUUCUACUCCUGCUCUGUGUCAACAAACACAACGGACUCGUCUCGUUUCAAGUGCUUGAAGGAUUAUGACUUCUUUCUGAUCUCGCUCUGUGGAAAACUAAGCGAUGGCGCGGAGACCUGCCAAUUGCUUGAUGACCGCUACAGACCAGCCUCAAACAUUACACCGAAUGCACCAUGCUGCCUCACCGCCAGACACAACUCAAGUCAAUACCACUUCGCAUGGAAACACACCUACGAAAAAUGUUUCUCCACUUUCAAGAAACACCUCACCUACCAACUUAAUUUCUACAAAAGGCAGGACAAACAUGGGAUAUUUCAAAAGAUCAGCAUCGACACUUUGUACUACUCUGUGAAUGAUAGUUUAUUGGUGGCGGACACAGAAUACGCUGCCAAAGUGAGGUCCAAGCCAGGUGCCCCGCCUUUCUUUGGAGACUGGAGUGACUGGUCCAGUGAGGUCCACUGGAAGACACCCAGUAAUCAAGCAGGAUUUCUCUCCAUAUACAGCAAGGAGGUCUUCAUAACUUUAGGUGUCAUGGCCACACUUGUCUUGCUUUUGUGCUGUGCUCGGUUUGAAAAGUGGAGACGAGGUGCCUUCAUCCCAACACCAGCGCUCUACUGCCAAGGAGAUUUUAGGAACUGGGCGGACACUCAAACAAACAUGACUGCCAUGCUGAAGCCAGAAGAGAUGCUUCAUAUUGACAGCCUGACAUCCAAAGAAGUCUACAGAGAGGAGGGACCAUCACAGAAUAAGAGGAAUACAUAUGAAAACAUUGGCGAUGCUGAAUGUGAUGCUCAUCCGGUGGGUGUCAAAGUGAGAACAAUGCCCAGCACCGAUUUAUCGCCUUUUCAGGAUAAGGCAGGGUUCAACAGUGUUCCCCCCACUGAGGGAGAUUCAUCCUGGUACUGCCAUGAAUACUGCACACUUAGUACUUUUCAGCAGCACAAGCUAACAGCAAGAAAUUGCCAAAUGUUGCCAUGAAACAGAGCAUUGACAAGAUGACCAUUGAAGAGUAAUUUUCAGAAAAUAUAUAAACAUGUGUUCAAUGGAAAGCAUUUGUGGGAAGUGCAUGCUUUUCUUGGGAGCAACCAUAUUGUGUAGUAACGCUCAAGCAAUAAAGCAAAAAAAACCUUU
Messenger RNA from Nerophis ophidion (straightnose pipefish), 1395 nucleotides. RefSeq lists its product as uncharacterized. Gene Ontology annotation, biological process: cytokine-mediated signaling pathway; immunoglobulin mediated immune response. NCBI's taxonomy places the organism in Eukaryota, Metazoa, Chordata, Actinopteri, Syngnathiformes, Syngnathidae. Gene Ontology annotation, cellular component: external side of plasma membrane; membrane. The transcript is spliced from 8 exons. Bases 19 to 1242 code for a protein of 407 amino acids. The record is from RefSeq and is a predicted model, not a curated record. Gene Ontology annotation, molecular function: protein binding; cytokine receptor activity.